This is a messenger RNA of Echinops telfairi (small Madagascar hedgehog), 2123 nucleotides long. It is a transcript of the gene ASB6, whose product is annotated as ankyrin repeat and SOCS box containing 6. The transcript is spliced from 6 exons. Bases 110 to 1375 code for a protein of 421 amino acids. The record is from RefSeq and is a predicted model, not a curated record. Gene Ontology annotation, cellular component: BRCA1-BARD1 complex. Lineage: Eukaryota; Metazoa; Chordata; Mammalia; Afrosoricida; Tenrecidae. Gene Ontology annotation, molecular function: protein binding. Gene Ontology annotation, biological process: intracellular signal transduction; protein ubiquitination.
CGACGAGAGCAGCGGAGGUCCCCUUGGACCAGCGGCCUCUCGAGCACGCUCCGCUGUGGUCUCGGUCUCGGCGGAGAGCGCGGUGCCUCCAGCGCCCUGGGCCGCCGCGAUGCCGUUCCUGCACGGCUUCCGGAGGAUCAUCUUCGAGUACCAGCCGCUGGUAGACGCGAUUCUGGGCUCCCUGGGGAUCCAGGACCCCGAGCGGCCGGAGCCCCUGGACGGUCCCAGCUAUGCUGCCAGCGAGGAAAGCCACCUCCUUGUUCUCACGGAGCUGCUGGAGCGGAAGGCCCUCUCCCCGUUUUACCAGGAGGGGGUGAGCAAUGCCCUGCUGAAGAUGGCUGAGCUGGGGCUGACUCGGGCAGCCGACGUCCUGCUGCGAAACGGGGCCAACCUCCACUUCGAAGACCCAGUUACCUACUACACUGCCCUGCACAUCGCUGUCCUGCGGAACCAGCCAGACAUGGUGGAGCUGUUGGCGCGCCAUGGGGCCGACAUUAAUCGAAGGGACCGGGUCCACGAGAGCAGCCCCUUGGACUUGGCCAGUGAGGAGCCAGAGCGCCUGCCUUGCCUGCAGCGCCUCCUGGACCUUGGAGCCAAUGUCAACUCAGCUGACAAGCAUGGAAAGACUGCUCUGCUCCACGCCCUGGCCAGUAGCGAUGGGGUGCAGAUCCACAAUACUGAGAGUGUGCGGCUCCUUCUGGAAGGAGGGGCAGACGUCAAAGCUGCCACCAAAGAUGGGGACACUGUGUUCACCUGCAUCAUCUUCCUGCUCGGUGAGACGGCGGGAGGGGACAAAGAAGAGGCCCAGCUGAUCCACCGCUUCUGCUUCCAAGUAACGCAGCUGCUGCUGGCGCACGGGGCAGACCCCAGCGCUUGCCCGGCCCACGAGUCCCUCACCCACAUCUGCCUCCAGAACUUCACACAGCACUUCCCUCUCCUGCGCUUCCUGCUGGAGUCUGGAGCCGCCUGCCACUGCUCGCUCCAUGGGCCGGCCUGCUGGUCAGGCUUCCACAUCAUCUUCGAGAGGCUCUGUUCCCAGCCAAGGUUUGCCGAGGACGAGAGCCACAUGGACCUCCUGCACAAAGCCGAGACUGCUCUGGACCUCAUGGUGACCGGCGCCCAGAAGCUCCAGCUGCCUGACAACUUUGACAUCCAUCCGCUGGGCAGCCUGGCAGGGAAGAUCCAGGCCCUGCACUUCUCCCUGAGGCAGCUGGAGAGCUCCCCUCCCCCACUCAAGCACCUGUGUCGCGUCUGCAUCCGGCUCCACCUUCAGCCCUGGCCGGUGGACGUCAAGGUCAAGGCCCUUCCCCUGCCCGACAGGCUCAAGUGGUACCUCCUCAGUGAGCACAGCAGCGUCCUCCAGGAUGACAUCUGACAGCCCCGCCCCGCUACAGCGAACAGUGGUCUUGGCAGCUGAAAUCUGACUGCUGGUGGACUGACUGUCCAACGACGGCCACCUUGGGGCAGGUCUUGGUCCCACCUAUGAGAUGAUGUCGGCUGGAAGCGAGCCCUGGCCUUCGUCAGUACAAAGCCAAGGAACAUGUAGCUCCCAGGAUCAUCCCAGGGGUGCAGGUCUGGUUCUCCAUCUUCCCGGGAGACUCCCUCCCUCUGGCAGCACCCUCACAGGGACAGGGAGGGUUCUGAGUUGGGGUGAGCAGAGUCUUCGUCCCCGCAGGGCAGGGAGGCACUGAGAGCCAGGCAGGCCUCAGAGCCCAGGAAACAAGGGAAGAGGGGUAGCCGCUGGAGGUCUUCACUCCUUGUUCUGCCACACAGACCAGUGCUGUGGUGAGUGGGGCAGAAAGCCCACCCAGCCCACCAGGCUCUUUCAGGGGGUGCAGCUGAGCUGGCGGCCAGCUGCGCCACCCUGGGCCCAGGCCACCUGCAUCAACCUCGGCCUGGGCACUGGUGCGGGCUGCUUGUGCCAAACCCAGGGCUGGGGGCUGUACCAUCUGCUGAGAGGCAGUCAAGUGCACGCCCAUGGGCAGCCCUUCCCCAGAGUCCUGUAUUGUGCAGAAAGCCACCCAGACUGGAAGCUGCCAUCGCCGCCAAGUCAUUCCAGCAGUCACAGCACAGUGACAUCCACAGGCAACUACGGGUUUAAAGAAUUAAAGUUAUUUCAUUCA